UGGUGACGUCACCGCAGCCGUGUGCGGACCGAUUGGCGCGUGCGGAGCGUCUUUCUGCAGCAAAGACUGAGGUCAGAGAGAUAGACAGAUAGAGGGACAGACAGCUCUGAGAGCGACACAUUAUCUGAAGGGUUUGAUAUGACUCCACCCAUCGCAUCGGCAGCCGUGACCCCACCGGAUGGAGGGUGGGGUUGGGCUGUGGUGGGCGGGGCCUUCAUCUCUAUUGGAUUCUCCUACGCCUUUCCAAAAGCCACCACUGUGUUUUUUACAGACAUUCAGCGAGUCUUUGAUGCGUCCUACAGUCAGGUGGCCUGGAUCUCAUCCAUCAUGUUAGCCGUCAUGUACGCUGGAGGUCCCAUAAGCAGUAUUCUGGUGAACACAUACGGCUGUCGUCCCAUCAUGAUGUUAGGUGGUUUACUGUGUGCCAUCGGUAUGAUCGGUGCCUCCUUCUGUAAUAAUGUCCUUCAACUGUACAUCUGUAUAGGAGUGAUUGGAGGGUUCGGCCUCGCGUUUAACCUGCAGCCCGCGUUAACAAUGAUCGGAAGAUACUUCUAUAAGAAACGUCCCAUCGCCAACGGUUUCGCCAUGGCGGGAAGCCCCGUGUUUCUCAGCACCCUCGCACCGCUCAACCAGUACCUCAUCAACGAGUACGGAUGGCGGGGCAGUUUUCUCAUUCUUGGAGGACUUUUGCUGAACUGUUGUGUAGCUGGAUCUCUCAUGAGACCGCUGCAAGCCCCUCCAAACCAGGCCAAAAAGAUUGAGGAGAAACCCUCAGCUGAGGUGACAUCUAAGACUGAGACGGCCACAGCCUGGCAGAAGGUCAACAAAUAUCUGGACCUGUCGCUCUUUAAGCACCGCGGCUUUCUCAUUUACCUGUCGGGGAAUGUCAUCAUGUUUGUGGGCUUUUUCGCACCCAUCGUUUUCCUCUCCUCCUACGCCAAAGAUAGCGGUGUGGACGAGUACCGAGCGGCAUUUCUGCUGUCUAUCCUGGCCUUCGUGGACAUGUUCGCCCGGCCGACGAUGGGUCUGGUGGCAAACUCGCGUUUGAUCCGUCCUAGGAUCCAGUACUUCUUCAGUUUCGCCGUGCUGUAUAACGGCGUGUGUCACCUACUGUGUCCUCUGGCCGAAAGUUACACCGGGCUGGUGGUGUACGCCGUGUUCUUCGGUUUGGCGUUUGGCAUGGUCAGCGCGGUGCUGUUCGAGACACUGAUGGAUCUGGUCGGAGCUGAAAGGUUUUCCAGCGCCGUGGGUCUCACAACUAUUGUGGAGUGUUGUCCGGUUCUCAUCGGCCCACCUCUGGCAGGGAAGUUAGUGGACAUCACCAAAAACUACAAGUACAUGUAUUUGUGUUGUGGAUCUGUGGUUAUAUUGGCCAGCAUCUGGCUCUUCAUCGGCAACUUCAUCAACUACCGCCUGCUGGAGCGCGAACGCAAGCAGAACGAGACGCACAACCGGACUGAGAACGAGAAGCAAGAGCAGACGCAUGCGCAGACGGAUGCAGACGCUGAAGCUUCACAGCAGCUCUGUCAGGAUGAAGACGGUGUUGUGCAGCGAGAAACAAACAUUUAAACUCUCACAGUUUUAUUGGGGAGACACUGCCAAAAUACAUCAAUCGUGUUAGAAAGACAGACGCGCCGGUGUGUCUACAGAUUAUAAUCUUAUUAGAUUAGCAUGUGUCAAUAACAACACAUUCUCGUGCUUUUAAUCAUACGUCAUAUUUAUAUCAGUAAAUGUCAGUGUUUUAAAACUGUGUGUGUGUGUGUUUGCUCGUGUUUAUUCAAACACAUUAUUUCUUCAGCCCUGCUGCUGCUGUUAUACUGAAUCAGACGAUCUGAUCUGAUCUGAUUGAAUGUAAAUCAUUCCUGAUGUUUUAGGGCCUUAUAUGAAUCUGUUCCUGAUCCAAAUCACUUCUGAGGAUAAUGCUGGUUGUUAUUAUUAAAUACUACACACAUCAAGCAAUAUCAUUGCAAAUCAACUGUCCUCAGGGGAAAUAUUCAUGUUUUUAGGGGUUGUUUUUUGUCCUACAGGGUAUGUUGUAGUAAUACAGCUGUAGAAAUGCUUAUAAUCUACUGUAAACAUACAUUGAUUUAGUUCAUUAUAUUUUUAAAGGAGUGAGAUUAUAAACACUCUUUUUGACUGAUAAAAUAUUGCCUUAAAUAUAAAUGAUCUAAUCUAAUACUCUAACAGUCUUAAUAAAACACAUGUACUAAUGUAGAUGUACUAAUAAAUCAACUAUACGUUUAACACUCUUUAUGAUGUAUAAAUCAUGCAAUGCAUAAGUAUUACUUUUUUACUAGUAUGUUUUGUUAAGCAGCUUGUUUAGGAGUGAAACAAAAUCUUUAGCCGUUAUAUUUUCAUGAGCACCAAAGUUUAUUAUCUUUAAUAAAUAUGCUGCACUGAUGAUA
Molecule: messenger RNA, 2405 nt
Organism: Misgurnus anguillicaudatus (oriental weatherfish)
Lineage: Eukaryota; Metazoa; Chordata; Actinopteri; Cypriniformes; Cobitidae
Product: monocarboxylate transporter 2
Biological process (GO): plasma membrane lactate transport
Cellular component (GO): basolateral plasma membrane
Molecular function (GO): lactate transmembrane transporter activity
Source: RefSeq, a predicted model, not a curated record